Arxiozyma heterogenica is the source of this 6759-nucleotide messenger RNA. It is a transcript of the gene USO1, whose product is annotated as Uso1p. NCBI's taxonomy places the organism in Eukaryota, Fungi, Ascomycota, Saccharomycetes, Saccharomycetales, Saccharomycetaceae. Gene Ontology annotation, cellular component: endoplasmic reticulum; Golgi stack; ER to Golgi transport vesicle membrane. The transcript has a single exon. The coding region runs from base 1 to 6759 and encodes 2252 amino acids. The record is from RefSeq and is a predicted model, not a curated record. Gene Ontology annotation, biological process: transcytosis; vesicle fusion with Golgi apparatus; endoplasmic reticulum to Golgi vesicle-mediated transport.
AUGGAUAUAAUUCAAGGUUUUAUUCAACCACAGAAACCACAAACUGUGGAUGAAACAAUCCCAACCCUAUGCGAUAGAGCUGAAAAUGCUACUUUAAUAAAUGAUAGACGAUCUGCGAUUCUUGGGAUCAAAGCCUUUAGUAGACAAUAUAGAGAAACAGUUAUUGCAUCAGGAUUAAAACCACUGUUAAAUACUUUAAAAAAGGAUCAUGAAGAUGAAAAAAUGAUAAAAGCAAUUUUAGAAACCUUAUUAAUUUUAUUUAUCAGAGGUGAUGGAAGUGAUGACUUGACAAGAAACUGGAUCUCUCAACAAUCUAGAUUACAAAAUGGAAAAUACCCUUCUCCUUUGGUAAUGAAAACAGAAAAACAAUCGGUUGAUCAAUUCUCUAUAUGGAUAACUGACGCCUUGAUCCAAGAUGAACCUCUUGUUCACUUAGUUUUAAAGUUUUUAGAGAUAGAAGAUUUUCACAUUAGACUUUACACUGUUCAAUUGCUGGAGGCUUUAUUAGUUACAAGACCGCUAAAGGCCAAGAGUGUUAUUGUAACCCUUCCUACCAGUAUAUCUAUUCUUGUUUCUUUGUUAAAUGAUAUACAUGAGCCUGUUAGAGAUGAAGCUAUUCUGCUACUAAUGGCAGUUGUUAAUGAUUCACCACAUGUCCAAAAAUUAGUUGCAUUUGAAGAUAUAUUUGAAAAGUUGUUUUCCAUAAUCAAGGAAGAAGGCGGUCUCAGAGGUUCCUUGAUUGUUAAUGAUUGUCUUUCUUUAAUUAAUAACAUUUUAAAGUAUAAUACAUCCAAUCAAGAAUUAUUCAUCCAAAGCGGAAAUCUUUCCAAAUUAGGAGAAGUUCUUAAUGAACCAUUGGUACCAAACGAAGAAUUUUUUUGGAAUGAUCAAAGAAUAAUCAACAUUAAUACAUCAUUAGACAUUGUCUCACUGCUCGUUGAUCCAGAUAGUUCUGCAACGUCUCAUCAUCAGUUAGCUUUGUUAGAAACUGGAAUUUUAAUAACUGUAUUGCGCUUAGUCUUUUAUUACAACACUCCAAGAAAAACUAGGCCUAUAGCAUUGAUAACUGCAGCUGAUUUAAUCAGAAAUAAUGAAAAAAUCCAAAACGAGUUUGCAAAAAUUGAUGUACCAUAUUUAGACCCUACAAUAGCUACUCCGGUAGAAAAUGAAAGUCUAGAACUUGUUCCAGUAGUUAAUAUACUAUUGAAUUGGACAUUCUAUGCUAAUUCUGUCCAUACAUUCGAUGUAAGAGUUGCUUCAAAUGAAUUACUAAAGGCAUAUCUCAGUGGUAGUUCUACUAUUCAACACAAUUUCCUAACUUCUCAAAUUAACAUAUAUAAUAAACACAUAGUUUCUGUGGACAACUCUAAUUUCGAUAAUGAAGAAACAGCAAAAUAUAAUAAAAAUGACAAUUUGUCACAUAUCAACUUACCUCAUGUAAAAUCUAAUAUUUUCGAAAUAUUAUUAUUAUAUGACCCUGAUCUGAGUUUAAAUCCCUACAAAGUUUUUUUUGCAACCGAUAUAUUGAUGUAUCUAUUUCAAUUAAAAAAUGAUAGUGAAAUGGAAUUGAGAGCAUUGAUUCGUGGGGUCAAAACUGAAAAUAGUAUAGAAAAUGACGAACCCCUUAAUGUUAUUCAGACAAUUGUUGAUUUAUUACUGACUACACUUGAUUUACAAGAUGUUCGCAUUCCAAUCUUUUAUAUUUCGUUCUUAGUUUUCUGGUUAUAUGGCGAUUUAAAUGCUGUGAAUGAUUUUUUAUAUAACAGAUCAACUCUAGAAUCAUUAUUAACAUUUUCAUAUCAAAUCCAGGAUGAAGAUAUUACAACGAAAUGUCUAGUAACAAUUCUUUUGGGUAUUGCUUAUGAAUUUUCUUCUAAAAGUUCUCCUUAUCCACGAAAAGAAUACUUUGAAUAUAUCUCAAAGAGAAUCGGUAAAGAUAACUACCAAUCAAGAGUUAAGCAGUUUAAAGAGAAAUCCUUAUUCACAAAGACCGAAAAUAAAUCUGAUCUUUUUAAUAUAUCCCUAGAUGACACUGGUUUACCACAGUUAUAUUUUAGUCCAUAUUUUGUAACCAUGUUUAAUGAAAAUUUGUACAGGAUAAAAACUUCAUUGUCUCAUAGUCCAGAUGAGGAACCCAUUGCUAAGUUAUCGUUUGAAAUGUUUGAAGAGUUGCAGGAAAAGUGUAACGUCUUAAGCAAUGAGAUUCAAACUAUUAAAUCUGAUAAUUCAAAAAUAACUUCUGAACUUAAGACAAAACUAGAAGAACUUUCUAAAGAACAUGAGAAUGUUGAGAGUGAAUUUGAAAAGCUCUCCGAAGAACAUAAGAAUCUUAGUGAAAAUUAUACUACCAUCGAAAAGAAAUUCAACAAAACCUCCAAAGAUUUAAAGUCAACGACAGAAGAAAGAGAUAAAUUAAAAAAAUUAGAAGAAGAGUUAUCUGAUACAUUACAAUCCAAAACCAUCGAAUUCAAAACGUUGGAGGAAAAAAUAGACUCUUUAAGAACUAAAUUACAAGAUAUAACUUCAAAAAAAGACAAAGCUGAAGAUGGUAUUAAUAAAAUGAGUCGUGAUUUAAUAAAUUUAAAUAAAGAAAAAAUAUCCCUUGAAGAAAAAUUAAAACAACAAGAGAAGGAGACAACUAAGAAGAUGAAAAAUUUACAGAAUGAAAAUGAAAGGAUGAUCAAGGCCAAAAAUAAUUUACAGGAAACUAUCACAAAACUCAAGAAACAACAAGAAGAAAUUUUAAAACAAAAAGAUAGUCUUGAAAUAGCUAAGAAUGAUAUCACACAUGAACUUAAUGACUGGAAAUCAAAAUUUUCCAGCCAUGAGGGAUUGAUUACUAAGUUAACGGACAAACUUAAAUCAUUAGCUAAUAGUUAUAAAGAACUUCAAGCUGAAAAUACUAAGUUAGAAGAUUCAUUAACAAAUACUAGUCAAAAACUUCAAGAUACAUCUAUGAGUUAUGAUGAUCAAAUUAACUGCCUAAAUAAAGAAAAAGCACAGUUAUUAAAAGAAAAAGAAGAGCUAUCCAUAAGCAUUGCCAGUCUUGAAAAUCAAUUAAAGGAAAAUGUGGAAAUACACUCAAAAGAAAUGGAAUCUCUUACAACUUCGAAACAAAAUAUGCAAGACGAAAUUGAGAUUUUAUUAAAAGAUAAUACCGAUUUAGAACAAGAAAGGGAUAAUUAUAAAGAAUCUGUUUCAGCACUUAAUGAAAAAUUACAAUGGUUUAAAGAAGAGCAGAAAAAAAAUGAAGAACUUAUUUCCAAUAUUGAAAGUAAAACGAAAAAAACUUUAAGCGACUGUAAAGAAAAAGAAGAGCAAGUUAGACAAUUAAAAGAGGACAAAAACUCAUCAAUGAGACUUUUGAAGGAAAAAGAAGAUCAAAUUAAAGAAUUAACUGAAAAAGUCGAUUCAUGGACUAUAAAUUGCACAUCAAUACAAUCACAUGCUGAUGACUUAGAAAAAAAUAUAAACCAAUUACAGGAACAUAAUGAAGAACUAGAAUCUAGAACUAACAACCUUAAAGAGAAACAAACGAAGCUAGAAGCUAAAACUAGUGAAUUAGAAAAACAAAAAGUAGAACUGCAAUCCAGAAAUGAUGAGCUAGAAAAACAAAUGACUGCAUUAAAAUCUAAAACAAAUAAAUUAGAAGAACAAAAAAAUAUGUUAGAGUCGAGGAGUAAUGAACAAAAAGACCAAGUAAAAGAAUUACGAAAACUUAAAGAUUCCGAUGAAUUAAAAAUAUCUACUUUAGAAAAAACCAUUGAUGAAUUAGAGAAGGAAAAAAUCAACCUUGAUGAUCUGCUUUUGAAAGUAAAAGAAAAAUCAUCGAAAAUAGAAGAGCAAUUAAACUCUUUAGAAAAACAUUCUAACGAAGUGAGUAAACAAUUAAAGAAGGAAAAAGAAGAAAAGCAAGAAACAGAGAAAAAACUUGUUGAAGUUACAAAUAGUUCAGAGGAGUUAAAAAAGACGAAUAUCACACUUAAUGAAACAGUACAAAAACUGGAACAAAAAAUUAAGCAACUUGAAGGAAAUAAGCUUAACACGGAGGCUGAUAUUAAUGCUACUAAAAAAGAGCUAAUGGAUGUUAAGGUACAGUUGGAGGAAACACAAGAAACUUUGGCAAAAGCUAAUAAUAAUAUUGAAGAACAGGAAAUACUAUAUGCUCAGGCAAAAUCAGAGCACAAGUCUGUUAUUAAUGCUCUUAACAAUAAGGAAAUAGAGCUUAACAAGUUACAAAAUGAAAUAGACGAAAAAAACGAUGAACUUAAAAAGUUGACAGAACAAAACUCUGAGUUAACAACGAAAUCAUUGGAAUCUAUGAAUAAACUUAAUGAGUUGCAUAACACUCUAGAAUUGUUCGAAGAACAAUAUCAAAAUUUACAGAAUGAGAAAGUACAAUUGCAAGAUAAUAUCAUCGAAUUAUCAAGAAAGCAAGAAAGUGUAAUUUUAGAAAAAGAUGAAUUAGAAAAGUCAUUAACUAAAAACAAUGAUAAUAUUAGACAAUUAAAAAAAAAACUUACAAUACAUGAAAAGGAAAAUGCUGAAUUAAAAGAAAAGAUCAAAAACCUUGAAAAGGAGAUUAAAGAAAACAAUGAGAAAUUGGCCCAUUCCAAGGAAAAUAUUGAAUCUACUAACAAAGAAAUAGAUAUUAAAAAUGGUACAAUAGCUGAACUAAACAGUUCAAUUAACUCAUUAAAAAGUGAAUUAGAGAAACUUAAAGAAAGUUCUAAUAGUUCGCUACACACAAAAGAUGCAGAACUAAAACAGAAAGAUGCUGCUAUUAAGGAACUGCAAAACUCAUUAGAACAGAACAGUGAAAAAAUCAAAACGAUAGAAAUGCAAUUAAAAACACAGAAAAACGAUUUCGAAUUUAAAAUUAAGAAUCUCAAAUCUCAAAAAAAUGAUGCAUUAAUGUCAGUAGAAUCAUUAAAGAAGUCACUAGAAGGUAAAGCUGGUGCUUUUGAAGAAUUAGACAAAAAUAUUAAAAGCAAGGAGGCAUUAAUCACAAAAUAUCAGGAUGAACUAGAACAAAAAAAACAAAAAUUUGAAAGUGAAAUAGAAAGUUUGAAAACUAACCAUGAAAUUACUCUUAAGGAACAUUCGACUAAAAUAGAGGAAUUGAGUAAUUUAUUAAACAGUGAGAAACAAAAAAUGUUUGACAAGACCAAAGAGUUAGACGAUAUUAACCAAAGCAAUAUUAAUCAACUAAACACUCUUAAAAAUGAACUAAAAGAGAAGGAAGAAGAAAUUAUAGAGGUAAAGAAGGCCAAGGAUACCAUUUUUGGACAACUGCAAGAAUCUAAAUCAAAUGCAGAUGUAAAAAUAAGAGAAUCAGAAAAAGUUUGUACCAACUUAAAAUCUCAAAUUUCCAACUUAGAGGAAGAGAUUAAAUCAAAAGAAAAAGAGCUGGAUGAACUUAAAAAUAAUCAUAAGCUUGAAAGUCAGAAAAAUAUUGAUAAAAUUCACAUAAUUGAAAAAGAGCUAAAACAAUCCAAGGAUAAAGAAAGUAAACUAUUGGAUGAAAAAAAAAUACUUUUAAUCAAUCAUAAAAAGGAAAUUGAUGGAUAUCUUAAAAAUAUUUCAAAACUAAAUGAAAGCAAAACAAUUUUGGAGACCACUACAGGACAACUAGAAAAGGUUAACGAAAAACUAGCUUCAGAAAAAGAAAAUAAUUUAAAAUUACAAGAGAAGAACGAUCAAAUGGAAAAGUCUUUUGAUCAGUUAAUUUCUAAAAACAGGUCUAUCGAAGGAGAACUGGAAGAAUUAUCUAAAAAAUUUGAGAAUGCAAAAAAAGAUAAAGAAACAAUGAAAGAAUCACAGAAAGAAUUGGAUAAGAAGUUGAAAGACUAUACAGAAGAAAUCAACAAAUUAAAAGCUGACUUAACUGAAAGAGAUCAGAGAAUCAAAGAAAUUACAUCCAAAACUGAAUCAUUGAAAAAAGAAUUUGAGAACAAAGAAAAGGAGUUAUCAAAACAUAUUGAGGAAUUAAAGAUUGAACAACAAAAGACAAACGAAAAUAACAAGAAAAAUAUACAUGAUACAGAGGAUAAAUUUAAAGAAAGGAUUAAAAUUCUUCAAAAUGAAAAAGAUAUCUUAAUUAAGAAUCAUAAAGAUUCUUUUAAGAAGUCUGAAUUGGAGAAUAAAGAAAACAUUGAAUCUUUGAAGGACGACAUAGAUAGGCUUCAAAAGAAAAUUAUCACAAUUGAGAAUACAAAUGCAUCUGUUAUGUCAGCUAAAGAUGAUGAAAUACAGAAGAUAAAAUUAACUCUAGAGGCUAAAAUUUCCGAUGAACAAAAGGAAAAAUCGACUGUAGAAGUACAAUUGAGAAGAUUAUUAACUAUCCAAAAAUACAGUUUUAAUGAUAAAAUUCAAAGUAUGAUUAAAGAUUUAAAUGAAUUUCCCGAAAAUCAAAUUCCAUUUGAGAAACUUGUCGAAGAUAUAAUUAUAAAGAUCAAAGAAGAUCAAGAAAACAAAGAAGGACAAUUAUCAGUCGAUCAGUUAUCUGCAAAAUUUAAUAAAGAACAAGUUAGACUUAAAAAUGAAAUCGAUGAGCUUAAAAAGAAAAAUGAGGAAUAUAAGAAACAAGUUAUGGACCAUGCAGAAAUCGAUGAGUUAAUGUUGUUAAUUACAGAACUAGAUGAGAAAAAUUCUAAAUAUCGUGAAAGACUAGAAGAGUUAGGUGUUGAAGUCUCUUCAAAUGAUGAAGAUGAGGGUGAGAGUGAUACUGAUAGUGACGGAAGUGAGAACGAAACAUAA